This is a messenger RNA of Thrips palmi, 762 nucleotides long. RefSeq lists its product as uncharacterized. Gene Ontology annotation, biological process: regulation of transcription by RNA polymerase II. Bases 1 to 762 code for a protein of 253 amino acids. Gene Ontology annotation, cellular component: nucleus; transcription regulator complex. The transcript has 4 exons. Lineage: Eukaryota; Metazoa; Arthropoda; Insecta; Thysanoptera; Thripidae. The record is from RefSeq and is a predicted model, not a curated record.
AUGGCUGAGGAGCUGGAUGACAAUCUUGCUGAACUUUGCGUCUUCGUUGACCUGGUGCAGGCUAGGCCGUGUCUUUACGACACGGAAAAUGUUAAUUAUAAAAAGAAGACUUUCAAGGAAAAUGCUUGGCGCCUGAUAGGUGAAGCAAUGGAUUGGGAAGGUGAUGAGAAGACAUCACUCGUAGAAGUUUGCAUUAGACAAUGGAAAAGUAUCAGAGAUGGGUUCAACAGGGCGAUGAAGAAAUUGCCAUCGGGCUCUGGAACGCCUGUCAAAGACACGAGGAUGGCUCCUCUCUGGCAGAAGUGCUCAUUCCUUCAAAAUGUUAAAACCAAGAACACCAGGAAGACAUUUUCAAACUACACCAAAAAGAGGAAGAUUGGUGAAUCCAGUGAUGAAACAUCACAACCAGCAGGCGAUUGGGGUGGUCUCGACACUAUUUUUGUUUCAAAUGAUGAUGGUGUGGAAGAAGAGGUUGUGGAGCGCAACGAUAGCGCAGCAACUCAAGCAGGCAAUGCAAUUGAUGAUGCCGAUGCUGGACCUUCUUCUCACAUGUCUGAGUUUGAGACGACCCAGCUUCAGAAGCCCAAGAAGAAGCCUGCCCCUGCACGCAUCAACCCUCCAUCUGAAACUUUCAGUAAAAAAAAGGUAGAAAGUACAAAAAAAUUUGAAGAAAUGGUGAGUGAGGGUUUUAAGACAUUCAAUGCUUUAGCCCAACGCCAAAUGACGGCACCCACCAAAGAUUCUAGUGCAACUACACUCUAA